ACCCUUCUAAACUCAUUCUUCUCACACACUCACUCCCAUCUUCUUCUUCUUCCUUUAUUCCCUUUCCACAAUGAAUACACUUUCUUCUUCCAUUUUCUUCCUCUUCUCUCUCCUCAUACCUUCUCUCAUUUCAUCUUCACCCCUUCAAGACCCUCAUUCCGUCACUCAAGAAGUUAAUAGGAAAAUCAAUGGCUCAUUAGCUAGGAGGAACCUGGGGUACUUAUCAUGUGGAAGUGGAAACCCAAUUGAUGAUUGUUGGAGGUGUGACCCAAACUGGGAAAACAACAGACAGAGGCUAGCAGAUUGUGCAAUUGGCUUCGGCAAGAACGCUAUAGGUGGAAAGAACGGUAAAAUCUACGUCGUAACAGACUCCGGCAACGAUGAUCCGGUGACACCGAAGCCCGGUACGCUCCGUUACGCGGUGAUUCGAGAAGAACCGUUAUGGAUAAUAUUUGCAAGAGACAUGGUGAUUCAACUAAAAGAAGAACUGAUAAUGAAUUCUUUCAAGACAAUUGAUGGAAGAGGAGCGAGUGUUCACAUUGCUGGUGGUCCUUGUAUUACAAUCCAGUAUGUUACUAAUGUUAUCAUACAUGGUAUACAUAUUCAUGAUUGUAAACAAGGUGGGAAUGCUAUGGUGAGGGACUCCCCAGGGCAUUACGGGUGGAGAACUGUAUCGGACGGUGAUGGUGUGUCGAUUUUUGGCGGAAGUCAUGUUUGGGUGGAUCAUUGUUCUUUGUCUAACUGCAAUGAUGGUUUGAUUGAUGCUAUUCAUGGGUCUACUGCUAUUACUAUUUCUAACAAUUACAUGACACAUCAUGAUAAAGUUAUGCUUUUGGGUCAUAGUGAUAGUUUUACUCAAGACAAGAACAUGCAAGUUACUAUUGCUUUUAAUCACUUUGGUGAAGGCCUUGUUCAAAGAAUGCCAAGAUGUAGGCAUGGUUAUUUCCAUGUGGUGAACAAUGACUAUACUCAUUGGGAAAUGUAUGCUAUUGGUGGAAGUGCUAAUCCAACUAUCAAUUGUCAAGGGAACCGAUUCGUUGCUCCUGAUGACAGAUUCAGCAAGGAGGUGACAAAGCAUGAGGAUGCACCGGACGGCGAAUGGAAGGGAUGGAAUUGGAGAUCGGAUGGCGAUUUAAUGUUGAACGGUGCAUUUUUUACGCCAUCGGGUGCAGGAAGAGGAGCGGCUUCGAGCUAUGCAAGAGCUUCGAGUUUAAGUGCAAGACCAUCUUCGCUGGUGGGAUCAAUAACAACUGGUGCUGGUGUACUCAGCUGUAAAAAGGGCUCUCGUUGUUGAUUAUGACCCCUCGAGCAAACAAAUGUCUCUGCAGGCUGGUCAAUUUAUUAAUUACAAAACUCAAUUUAAGGGAAGGAAGUUGAAAAAAGAAUGACACCAAUAUAUAAAUGAAUUAAUUAUAGAAUGUACUAUGUUGUUCAUUUCUUUGGUUAGGGAAAUCUAUAUUUUGAUUCCUAUGUUACUACUUUCUUCCUCCAUUCUUUUUCUUUUUCAUUUAGUACAACCUCUCUAGCGGUUAAUCUCUUGGAAUCAAAUCUGAAAAUCUUGUCCAAGAGAAAGCAAGUGAAGAAGAGUUGAUAUGAAUCAUGAAUCAUGAUAUUGUAAAAUUGUAAUACUAUUAAUAUUACAUGUUUCUAUGUUGAUUUCUAA
This is a messenger RNA of Lathyrus oleraceus (garden pea), 1663 nucleotides long. RefSeq names its product probable pectate lyase 22. The record is from RefSeq and is a predicted model, not a curated record. The coding region runs from base 71 to 1294 and encodes 407 amino acids. Gene Ontology annotation, molecular function: pectate lyase activity. Lineage: Eukaryota; Viridiplantae; Streptophyta; Magnoliopsida; Fabales; Fabaceae. The transcript has 4 exons.